Messenger RNA from Haemonchus placei, 444 nucleotides. The record is from the annotation of a GenBank genome assembly. Lineage: Eukaryota; Metazoa; Nematoda; Chromadorea; Rhabditida; Trichostrongylidae.
AUGGCGGUAGUCAACAAUCCGAAGGAGGUACUCGCCAUGUUGGACUGCAUCGACUCAAUGGUUGAUGUGCUGGCGUAUCUUCACGAAUCACGACGAAAGCGUCGCACAUACGUCCGUCCAGAGCAUGUACCCUUCCUGGAAACGCGAUUCCGCGACUUCGAUGAGUAUCUCUCCUCGCAAACGCCUGAGGCGUUUCUCGAGUACACAAGGCUGACGCCUGAAGAAUUUGAGGGCUUGUUUGAACAUAUCGGCGGUCGGCUUCAUCAUGCUUCUACUCAUGCUGCUCCCAUUGGUGCUCGACAACGAAUGUGUGUGUAUUUGAGGUGGGAGGGAGUAGAACUUUGGCUUGAAGUUGCUAUUAUAAACCAAUGUCUGCGGGUGGAAAGUCUGGUUUGCAAACUCCUUUUGGGUUUCAGGAAAUUUUCUUGGUUAGAAAGGCCAUAG